AUGCCCAACAGCACCUCCACAGCACAGUUCCUCCUGCUGGCAUUGGCAGACAGGCAGGAGCUGCAGCUCCUGCACUUGUGUCUCUUCCUGGGCAUCUCCCUGGCUGCCCUCCUGUGCAACGACCUCAUUCUCAGCACCGUAGCCUGCGACCACCAUCUGCACAUCCCCAGGGACUUCUUCCUGCUCCACCUUUCCCUCACAGACCUGGGCUGCAUCUGCACCACUAUCCCCAAAGCCAUGCACAAUUCCCUCUGGGACACCAGGGACAGCUCCUCCAUGGGAUUUGUUGCACAGGUUUUUCUCCUCAUAUUCUUUUUUGGAGCAGAGUAUUUCCUCAUCAUCAUCGUGUGCUAUGACCGCUAUGUUGCCAUCUGCAAACCCCUGCACUAUGGGACCCUCCUGGGCAGCAGAACUUGUGCCCACAUGGCCGCAGCUGCCUGGGCCACUGGGUUUCUCAAAGCUCUGCUGCGCUCAGCCAAUACAUUUUCCCUGCCCCUGUGCCAGAGCAGUGCCCUGAGCCAGUUCUUCUGUGAAAUCCCCCACAUCAAACUCUCCUGCUCACAAUCAGACUACCUCAGGGAACUUGGGCUUCUUGGG
Molecule: messenger RNA, 597 nt
Organism: Myiozetetes cayanensis
Lineage: Eukaryota; Metazoa; Chordata; Aves; Passeriformes; Tyrannidae
Product: olfactory receptor 14C36-like
Exons: 1
Biological process (GO): G protein-coupled receptor signaling pathway
Cellular component (GO): membrane
Molecular function (GO): G protein-coupled receptor activity
Source: RefSeq, a predicted model, not a curated record